Molecule: messenger RNA, 5351 nt
Organism: Pogoniulus pusillus (Red-fronted tinkerbird)
Lineage: Eukaryota; Metazoa; Chordata; Aves; Piciformes; Lybiidae
Gene: ZFAT
Product: zinc finger and AT-hook domain containing
Exons: 20
Coding region: 631-4329 (1232 amino acids)
Biological process (GO): regulation of DNA-templated transcription
Molecular function (GO): DNA-binding transcription factor activity, RNA polymerase II-specific; RNA polymerase II cis-regulatory region sequence-specific DNA binding
Source: RefSeq, a predicted model, not a curated record
UUUGUUGCCAUGGGAGUGACGUCAAAGUGUGUCGGGGACAGGGAGCCGGAGACACGGAAAAGGUCAAACUAAAGGCGAGGUGGGAGACGCGGCCGCUAGCGGCCCGAGCCGAGCCGGGCUAGAGAGCUCGGUGAGGCCCGCAGGCCGAGCGAGAGAAGUGAUUGCAAGAAGGGUCCGCGAGCAGGCCGGGGUCGGACGAGGCAGUCCUGGUGAGGAAGCUUCCGAGCUCCCCCGAAGGAGCUAGCCGCCCCCCGCCGUCCUCCCCUCACAGAUUGCUGCUUGGAGGCACGCUUGGGAGUGAUGAAGGUCAAGAUGCUUUGUGGGACUCAUCUGUACUGUCCACAUACCAGCAGGUGGAGCAUUGAUUGGAGGCUCUUCUAAAUCUUAAAGAUGCCUUUGCAAACAGAACUCAUUUCCUACAGACAGCUUUGUCAUCUUGGACCAGAAAUACUGGUGACCUUGAAAGACAAAAGACAGACUAUGGGCCCAGAUUGGAAGACUCUUCAGGAAAAUAUGGAGACAUGUCUUGUAGAGUGUGAAUGCAAGGUGCUGUACCAUAAAGGCUGAAGCUGGCAUGAGGCAGGAUGGUUUUGAAUAACAGCAGCAAAUUUAAAUUCAUCAGGGAUCUUCAUGUGUAAACUUUGUAACUUAUUUUCACCAAAUCAGUCCGAAUUGUUGUCACAUGUUUCUGAGAAGCAUACAGAAGAAGGGAGAAAUGUGGAUGACAUCAUUAUUCCUCUCCAGCCUCUAACAGUACCCACAAGCAUAAACAAAGAUGGAGAAGACCUUCUUGUAGUGAAGAAAAAAAGGGGCAGACCAAGAGGGUCUACUAAGAAGUUUUGUGUGGAUGAAGAUGUGGCAGAAAACAACCCUGUUCCAAGUGAAGAAACACCACCUGGGACAGAAGAAGGACCAGAACUGUCUGAAGUCUCACCAGGCAGCUUGGAAUGUAGGAAAUGCAGUCGGAAGUUCUCCAACACACGUCAGCUGAGGAAACAUAUCUGCAUAAUUGUUUUAAAUGAAGGAGAGGAAGAAGGAGAUGGAGGUAAUGAUUCUGACGUUGACCUUGACAGGAAGGAAGAUGAACGAGAAAGAACUCCAAAGAGGCCCCGAGUUCAGAAAAUAGAGAAAACUCCAUUAACUAAGGAGAAUGAACAGGUUUUGGGAGCUAAAAAUCCUAUUAUAAGUGUGGUUUUGACAGCUCAUGAAGCUAUUCCAGGAGCCACAAAAAUUAUUCCCGUUGAGGGUGCUCCACAGGAAAGUGAGCCUACAGUUCCAGAGGCAACAGUUCAAGACCCAUCACAACGAAAAGGAUAUCAAGAAUAUGCCAUUCAGCAAACCCUAUAUGAACAGGCAAUGAAAUCAAGCAGGUUGGGUCCAACUCAGCUGAAGAUUUUUACAUGUGAAUACUGUAACAAGGUGUUCAAAUUUAAACACUCUCUCCAGGCACAUUUGAGAAUUCAUACCAAUGAAAAACCUUACAAGUGUUCAUACUGCAGUUAUGCCAGUGCAAUCAAAGCCAACCUUAAUGUUCACAUGCGGAAACACACCGGAGAAAAGUUUAGCUGCGAUUAUUGUACAUUCACUUGUCUCAGCAAAGGUCAUCUCAAAGUUCAUAUUGAAAGAGUUCAUAAGAAAAUUAAGCAACACUGUCGCUUCUGCAAAAAGAAAUACUCUGAUGUUAAAAAUUUGAUCAAGCAUAUCAAGGAAACACAUGACCUUCAAGAUAAAAAGGUCAAAGAUGUUUUUGAUGAGCUUCGCUUGAUGACGCGAGAGGGCAAAAGGCAACUUCUUUAUGACUGCCACAUUUGUGAACGCAAAUUCAAAAAUGAACUCGACCGAGAUCGUCACAUGCUUGUCCAUGGUGAUGAAAGGCCUUUUGCUUGUGAGCUCUGUGGUCAUGGAGCCACUAAAUACCAAGCCCUUGAGCUUCAUGUUCGAAAGCAUCCAUUUGUAUAUGUGUGUUCUGUGUGCCUAAAGAAAUUUGUCAGUUCUAUAAGGCUCCGUGCUCACAUCAAAGAUGCGCAUGCAGAUUUGCAAGAAAAUUCUGUUUACAAUGAUUCCAUCAAUCAGAGUUUCUGCCUGCUGGAGCCAGGAGGUGAUAUCCAGCCAGAAGCCCUUGGUGAACAGCUAACACAAAGUGCAGAUGAAUUGAUUGUCAUGAGUACUGAUGCUGUUAACGUAGCACAACCAUCUGAAAGUAAAGGGGAAUCGACAGCUGCAGAUGUAAACUGUAACGAUCAACAUAAUGGUGACUCAAAAACUGUUACUGGAGUCUCUUCGUUAGAGGUAGAAAAUCCUCUGGUGGGGAAUGGAACGGAGACGUGCCAGGCAGCAAAUGGAGCAGUCUUAAACUCUCAGUCCUGUGUAGCACCAGACGGCGUUCUGCUGAAGGAUAGUACUUCUGGUCCUGAUGAGUUAAACGUUUCUCCUGCAAAUGAAGAGGAAGUUAAUCAGUGCAGUUCCAUAAAUGGGGAGGGUGAAGAAACUCGUAUUUUGCCGUCUGAAGUUGAAAGUUUAAAUCCGAGUGAGAAUAAUGCAGUGACUGAAAACCUUUCGGUCUCUGAAGAGAGAAAUCAAUCUGCUCCAUGUAGUGAAUCAGAAACAAGCAAUCUGCCAAUUCAAAAUUUAGCAGAAACCACAAACCCUUUGCCAUCACCAGAAGUUAAUGCAGCUGCCAGUCCACAGGCAGCCUCUUCUAAUGCAGUUACGCCAGAUAGUGGGAGUGGAGCUGUUGCCUUUAUGCAGAUCUUGGAUAGCUUACAGAAGAGGCAAAUGAAUACAGAGUUGUGUGAAAAAAUAAGGAAAGUUUAUGGAGACUUAGAAUGUGAAUAUUGUGGCAAGUUGUUCUGGUACCAAGUACAUUAUGACAUGCAUGUUCGUACACAUACUCGAGAACAUUUAUAUUACUGCUCCCAGUGCAAUUAUUCUUCCAUCACCAAAAACUGUCUAAAGCGUCAUGUCAUUCAGAAACACAGCAGUAUUUUGCUGAAGUGUCCCACAGAACAUUGUGACUACUCUACUCCAGAUAAAUACAAGCUCCAGGCUCAUCUUAAAGUUCACACAGAACUGGAUAAAAAGACAUAUUCCUGUCCUGUGUGUGAGAAGUCAUUUUCUGAAGAUCGACUUAUAAAGUCUCACAUCAAGACAAAUCACCCUGACGUUUCAAUGACUACUAUUUCUGAGAUUCUUGGCAGAAGAGUUCAGCUUAAAGGCCUUAUUGGAAAACGAGCUGUGAAAUGUCCCUAUUGCGAUUUUUAUUUUAUGAAGAAUGGAUCAGACCUUCAACGUCACAUUUGGGCUCAUGAAGGUGUCAAACCCUUCAAAUGUUCUCUCUGUGAGUAUGCCACUCGUAGCAAGAGUAACUUGAAAGCCCAUAUGAAUCGUCACAGCACUGAGAAGACACACCUUUGUGAUAUGUGUGGGAAGAAGUUCAAAUCAAAAGGCACAUUGAAGAGCCAUAAAGUCCUUCAUACUGCUAAUGGAAAGCAGUUUAAAUGUACAGUAUGUGACUAUACAGCUGCCCAAAAACCACAGCUCCUAAGGCAUAUGGAGCAACACGUCUCUUUCAAGCCUUUCCGUUGUGCACACUGCCACUAUUCUUGCAACAUAUCAGGCUCCCUGAAGAGGCAUUACAACAGAAAGCAUCCUCACGAAGAAUAUGUAAACAUAGGUUCUGGAGAGCCUGCAGCAGAAGCCCUUAUCCAACAAGGUGGCAUUAAGUGUCCUGUUUGCAGCUUUGUGUACGGUACAAAAUGGGAGUUCAACAGACAUCUUAAAAACAAGCAUGGAAUGAAGCUAGUGGAACAUGAUGGGGAGACCAAGUGGGAGUUAACUGCUGAAGUUUCAGAAGAAGCAUCCACUCAGUAUCUCCAUAUCACAGAGGCUGGAGAAGAUGUUCAAGGAACUCAAGCUGCUGUAGCUGCAUUACAGAAUCUUCGCUAUACUUCUGAGAAUGGUGAAAGACUUGAUCCAACAGCUGUAAACAUCCUGCAGCAAAUCAUUGAGUUGGGUUCGGAAACCCAUGAUGCCACUGCAGUUGCUUCUGUAGUUACCAUGGCACCUGGCACUGUGACAGUGGUGAAGCAGGUAAAAGAGGAGGAGCAAUCAGCCAAUCACACUCUGAUGAUUCAAGAGACCCUGCAGCAGGCUUCAGUGGAGCUGUCUGAACAGCAUCACUUGGUAGUCUCAUCAGAUGAAGUUGAGGGAAUUGAGACAGUGACUGUGUAUACACAGGGUGGAGAUGCUUCAGAAUUCAUAGUUUAUGUUCAAGAAGCUGUCCAACCUGCAGAAGAACAAACUGUGGAACAAUCGGUGCAGGAGCUCUAGGGAAGUGUGUUCAGAGGAGAUGAUUAUUUCAUUUGCCAAAGCUUUGAGGCUUUUCCCUAAGCAAAAGCAAGAUGACAAAUUUUCAGUUAAUUUGUGAAAUGAGUCCUUGUUUAGUAGGUAGUGAUCUGACUGGUUAGAUUGUGUCAGUGACUUGGACAUAUUAUAUAUGCAGCUUCCUGACUUUUUAAAGCAAAAUACUACUUUCUGAGGAAAAAAUAGAAGAUGUCUCACUUGAUUCCUGUGAAUCCCCACAAAUAUUGUCUCUUCAAAAUCAUGUUAUCCCGCAAUAAUAAAAGGUCUAUAAAGGUAUCUUGAAUGCCUAGAAAAGUCCAUACACCCCAUUGUACACAUAUUUCAUGUGUGCUUGACUUGACUGGAAGGAGAGUUGGGGUUUGUUUAAAUUGGGUCUUCUUAUUCCUGAGUACAUGCUUAGGAUGUGUUUGACAAGUUAUGGAUUUAAUCCAAACACAAGCUCAAGACUUCAAUAAGAAGCACACCACAGAUGAGUUGUAGCUUGGACUAGUGAAAAGAUCCUUUGAAUUUAGGAGGUAUUUAAAGCCAUAUAUGAUAAUUUUGAGUACCAGUAGGUUGAUUGUUGUUUAGAUAAUUGAAUAAUGGUAACUUUCCAUCCCACUGGAUAAAUACCUUUUCGGUACCAUAUGAUGGAAGCAAAUCUCAAAAUAAUGAAAUAUUCUUUUGUUUUUUUCAGAAAAAAUAUUAAAAUGAUUUGUAAAUAGUAUAAAAGAUGUAUGUUUGUAUGUUUUAAACAUGUGCUUGUAAAUAUGAUUCUGUGAAAGAACUUGUACAAAAAAUUAAGUAAAUAUUGACAAGAAUCCAGAUAAUUAUGUGUGUAUAUAGUUCCAGAGUUUUCUUCAUGAAUCUUGAAUUGUUUCUGAUUUAGUAUUUUUCAAUUUGAGCUAUAAAAGUUAUUAAUAAUAACAAAGCUGUCAUGUUUUCUUCUGAUGUUCUCAUUUCUGAAGUGUUGGCUUGCCUUUCACAGCUAAGUAAAAAAUGCUGGGCUA